This is a messenger RNA of Candidula unifasciata, 2414 nucleotides long. NCBI's taxonomy places the organism in Eukaryota, Metazoa, Mollusca, Gastropoda, Stylommatophora, Geomitridae. The record is from the annotation of a GenBank genome assembly.
AUGACAACAUUCCUGAAGUUAUCUUGAAAAUCACAACACUGGAAAGACUUGCAUUACCAAAUCAUGCAUUCAGAUCUGUGCCAGACAGUGUGAAAAACCUUACCCACUUAGAGUAUUUGAAUGUGGGUUACAACCCUUGUCUUGAGACUGUCAGUGCACAGUUAGCUACCCUGCCCAUAAAAGAACUACAUUUGAAAGACUGUGCUAAUCUCAAGACGCCCCCGAGGGAAGUUGUAAGGAGAGGGUUCCUGGCUGUUUUUGGUUUCCUGAAGCGUCUGUUGCAAGGUUCGGUCUCCUGCAAGAGAACAAAGUUGAUGAUGGUGGGCCUGGGAGGAGCAGGAAAGACCAGCCUUGCCAAAGCUCUGACCUGUGAAGGACACCAGUACUAUCAAGACUAUGGGGAGAUGAUCACAGAUGAAGGAGGUGAAAAUCCUGGGGACUCCUCUGACUACUUGCACUUUAGUGUGUGGGAUUUUGCUGGGCAGACUGUGUAUUACAAUACCCACCAGUUUUUCCUGUCCAACCGAGCUGUUUACCUCCUGCUGUGGAACAUACGACUUGGAUUUGAACAUGCUGGCUUAGAUUUCUGGCUGAGUUCAAUUGCCUGUCAUGCUCCUAAAGCUCCAAUAUUUGUGGUUGGGUCUCACUGUGAUAAGGUACAGAAAGGAAAGCUGCCAAGAGAAGAGUUGAAACGCAGAUUUCCACAAAUUGUAGGCUUUCAUUUUAUCAGCUCUUAUACAGGGGAGGGAAUCAUGGAGCUAAAAGAAGAAAUUAUCCAGACAGCCCUGAGUCAGAAGUAUAUGGGUGAGAUGAUUCCAGAAGCAUGGCUUGGCCUAGAAAUGAAACUUGACAAGACUGAAGAGAAAGCACUUCUGCCUUGGAGUGAAAUUGAGGAACUAGCUGGAGCUGCUGGGAUAUUCGAUAACACUGAGCUGAUCCAAGCAGUCCAGUUUCUGCAUGAUCUUGGAUCAGUUCAGUUCUUCAACACCAACUUCCUGCGCUCUUAUGUGGUCAUCACUCCUCAGUGGAUUAUAGAUGUCAUGGCUUGUAUUGUGACAGUCAAUGAAGGUCCUACAAAGGAUGGCAGGCUGUUGUACUCUGACAUGACAGUUGUAUGGGAGAAAUAUCCUGAAGAGCUUCAUCCUUGGUUGCUGCGACUGACAGAAGAAUUUGAUCUGACGUUUCCUUUAUCUUCAGAAGAGGCUAAUAUUGUACCUUGUCUGCUGCCCAAUACAGAGCCCAAGUUUGAAUAUCCACUGGCUGAUAAAGAAAGUAGUGAGCGAGAAUCAAGAUUGUUGUACAGAUUUGAGUAUUUGCCAGCUGGGCUGUUUAACAGAGCUCAGGUUCGCCUGCAUGAAUUCAGUGACAGCUCUGUUAUGUGGAAGAAAGGAGUCCUGCUGAGAAAAAACAAUCACAGAGCGCUGUUGCUUCAAAUCAAUAACACAGAAGUGAUGGUUACGGCCAGAGGAUACAAACCUGAGAACAUUCUUCUCUUGGUUCAUGAAGUGUUUGAGUGUCUGAUUGCAGACUCUUACAGUGGUGUCUCAUACGACUACUCCAUCCCCUGUGUUGAGUGCUUGGCUGAGUUUGUUCUUGAUCCAUGCAUGUUUUCUGCCAGCAAAAUUAAAAGAGCAUCUGAUAUGAAAGUACCUUUCCUGCAAUGUGAUAAGUACUUUCACAUCAUUUCCAUUCCAGAAAUCCAAGCAAUAAUGCCACCUGACAACACAACAGACUAUGAUGAGCACCUGGCCAACAGUGUGAGAGAACUUCAGCAUCUAGAAACUGAAAUGGGAGUCAACAAAGUUGUGGACCCCACAAAAGUGUUGGAUGACUUGAGAUCUGCAGGGUGUAUAUCAGAAGAGUUUGUAUCAGACGCUCACUGCCGUAGCUUGAUCACCUACAUAAAAAACACUUUGCACAAAACUAUUAUCGUGCUGGCUCUUGGUACAACAAUGAACUGGCAAAAGACAGAUAUCAACUUGAUCCUUGGUGACGAGGUUUUUGUGAAGAUGACAGAACUCUCACGAUAUGAGUCAAAACUAUCAGAGUUACUGGACACGAUCAAAACUCGUAGCCAGAAGAAAAAGGUUUUUUAUCCAGAGUGCUUCAUUAGCUACUCUUGGGCCAACUCCAAAACAGGAGCCAUCGGCUGGGGUGAUCCUCGUAAGAUCAAGGAGUUUUUGCAGUCAAAAGGAGUUAACUGUUGGUUAGAUGUAGAACAAAUGGGACAGGAAGGAUUUUUUGAGGAUAUUGCAGAUGGUCUGAGAAAAGCUAAAGUGAUGAUAGCUUGUGUCUCAGAUGAGUAUGCCAUUUCCAGGAAUUGUAGGAUGGAGUUCCGUUUUGCAGUGUCCAGUCUGAAAAUUCCAACUAUUCUGGCCGUUGUUGGGACAGGAUAUAUUUGGGAGAGAAGUGAG